AGAUUUCUGUGCACCAAUGACGUCGCUGUUCAUGCGGUUGCAAGAAGUGACAUUUAACUGGAACUAUUCCUCGAAGGUGCGGCUUGGUUGUACGUAUCUUAUCUUAAAAUAAGAUGCCACAAAAAGACCCUUGUCAAAAACAGGCUUGUGCCAUUCAGAAAUGCUUACAAGCCAACAAAUACAUUGAAAGUCUUUGUGAGGAUGUGAUUCAAGCCAUGAGGAAGUGUUGUGAAGUCCAUGCAAAAGAAAACUCUGUCUGCUGCUCUGGAUUUGCCAAGGAACACAAAGCUACAGACACAAAGACAGUAGUUUAAUAGAAGGCCAUACAGUAUGCAUGUAUAUUUGCUGCAAGAGAUCAGAGGAGACUUUUCGAGGACAUGUGGAAUACAUAUUCAUUAAAGACUUUAUAUAAUUA
This is a messenger RNA of Labeo rohita (rohu), 415 nucleotides long. It is a transcript of the gene cmc4, whose product is annotated as C-x(9)-C motif containing 4 homolog (S. cerevisiae). The transcript is spliced from 2 exons. The coding region runs from base 114 to 314 and encodes 66 amino acids. The record is from RefSeq and is a predicted model, not a curated record. NCBI's taxonomy places the organism in Eukaryota, Metazoa, Chordata, Actinopteri, Cypriniformes, Cyprinidae. Gene Ontology annotation, cellular component: mitochondrial intermembrane space.